GUACAAUGUACACGAGCCUCAGAGCCACUGACGCAUAUCGGCGGUUUAAUUAAACCAGUUUUCAUGCAGCCCUAUUCUCACGGAAGUGUCCCAUGCGCGUUCUAGAACCUUCUAUUUGAUCAUUUACUCAAAACAACACAAUACCGCAGAUGCUCGGGAGUUUUGACUUGAACCGAGGUAAACAACGGCGUAUGUUGGCAAUUUCACCUCGUAUACAUCGACUGUGUUUUUGGUUCUUGUCUGUAGAACGCUUGGAAAUUGUGCUUUGAUGCUACCGUGGAAGCUGGCCUGCUAACAGCGGCGUGAUACGAAACCAGACAGGCUAUAUACAGCCAUAUUUGUCUAUGUAUACAUAUUACUAAUACUUGAGACAGAAAUUUAGUGCUGUAUUACCUAGAAGAGAUCGAAAUAGAAAGGCUUUGCUAUCGGUAUCAUUCGAUUCUACAUAAUAUGUGCCUUGCUCAGCCAUUAUUAUUUGAAGCCGUUCGUGCAAGACCUUUGAUGGUGCGAAAGUUCCGACCGGGUUUUGAUACCUCUUUGUGCUAACUCCAAGGGAAGUGUUCCUAUCACGUUUCUGGUCGCUUCUACACCGCGCGUGGCCUUGGCUUGAGCUGCAGAUUUUUCUAGACUGAGAAAAUUUCUCUCACAAGUCUGCAGAAAGAGUUGGUGCCUCAGAAAGAGCGGUCAAGGAUUUAAAGGCUUAUAGACCUGGAGGUUCAAAAUUAACUGGCGGUCUCAUUUUUGAACUAUUCCGAUUUUUGGUGAUUUAAAAGACUUCCUAUCACCGUAUUGAGUUACGCUUGAACAAAAGUUUCUGGGUAUUUCUAAUUAUCUACAGCUUAUGUCAGAUCUAUAAAAUUUUCAUACCUAACGAGGCAUUGUCUUAUCGAGGCUAACGUCCAAUUUGGGAUUGAUUGACCGUGUAGUUUCUGGUUCCCAUAAAGUUUUGAUGCAAAGACCUGCACGUUUUUGCUGUACAGAGUUGGUGUGCGUGGACUUGCUGUCGUAUCCAAAGAGUUGGUGAGCGCGUUCAUUGAAUUGAAUAUCAAGUUGCCAGAAUUUGAACUUUGCAUCAAGAAUUGAGCACCCUGCGUCACCUCACCCAUAUUUGUUUUUGAGUUUAGCCGUUCUAACAUACAUUCUCCCUAACAUUUUACCUCACAAAGUGUUGAAGACAUUCACAGAACUGACAAGUCGUGAAAGCAACAAACAACUGUAGCUGACAGAAGAGACCUGCUUGUGACUUGAAAAGACUUGAAAGUUGAAUAACAUUGACACUGACCUAUUGACACCCCUUUUCGUGUGACUUUUACCCUUACUCUACAAGUUUUUGCCCUACGGACUAGUGUGGGAGUUUUCAUCUACAAAGUAUCCUGCUACGAACAGUUUUCUUCAAAGAGAAAACAAUUUUAAGUUUCUAGUUGUUUCUGUUAGUUUAUCGCCAAUGAAGGUGCACGAAAGCGCGCGUGUUUCAUAUCAUUAUCACUGCAAGAUGGAGAGCCAAUCGCGAAGGUAUCACCGCAACGCGCACUGUCGUGACAAACCCGUCCUCCACGAAAUCUUCCUCACCCUCGAGGAACUCUCGCGUGGAUGCACGAAAAGAAUGAAAAUCGCUGCGAAAGUUUUUAACGACGAUUUUCGCAUAAUACGCACGGAUGAAAAAAUCAUUACAAUGGACGUGCCAGCCGGAUCAAAGGACGGUACGAAAAUCGUUGUGCCCUCCGCCGGGGACGUAAAACCGGGUAUCAUUCCCGGGGAUGUGAUAUUCGUUAUCCGCGAACGACAACACCCUUGUUUCACUCGUGACGACGAAAAUAAUCUGAUAUAUAAGGUUGAGAUUUCUCUUAGAGAAGCUUUAACCGGGUGUAAUAUUAAUAUACCAAUGCUGAACGGUGAAUUUUUGACACUUAGUACCCAGGAUGUUGUAUGCCACGGCGCCAGGAAACGAAUCUCCGGGAAGGGAAUGCCGAGAGGGGGCGGAAAUCUGGGUGAUCUUCUGGUCGAGUUCUCUGUCAGUUUCCCGGUGGAACUGAACGAAACACAGAAAGAGAGUAUCAACUCAAUCCUACCAGAUUAACUUUGGUGGCCGUCUUUUGAAUGAUGUGUUUUAUUGAUGGCAUUUGCUUUUGCCUUGUUCUGGUAACCGAGUCACCGAACUGCCACACUCACACACUGUGAUGUUUGCACGGUUUAACACACUAUGAUGUUGUGAAAAUUUGAGUUAUUUUCAUCUAAUAACUACACUCAUUAAGUAUGAGAAGUUGAAAACCAUGCUGACUUAUAUUGCUUGCAUUGAUUCAAAACCGCAAGGUUUACUUUAAUAGUCACUAUUAUAUAGUAUUUAUAUAGUGAGCAAUACAUUAUAAGUAUUUAUUCCAAAACUUUCAUAGUCCUUACAAUGUGAAUGCAUACAUGAUACAUAGCUUAAGUUUUAAUUACUGGUAUUAGUUUUAGUAAUUUAGAAGUUCGUCUUAGACAAUAGCGACCCAGCUUGACAAAAUAUUUCAUAAUAAUCACUCACAAGCGAAAAGGGAAAUUUGAUUUCUGGAAUAUUCGCAUCUGUUGACAAGCCUUAUUUGUAUAGAUUAACUUUGUUUAGAAUUGAUUGUAUAGCUAUCUUAAGUUAUCGUCAAAUUGUUGAACAUGUUUUGGACGAUCGAAUAAUGAAAUUUAGGUGGACUUAUUGAUAAUUUCUUAUUUUUGUUUACUUAUGACACUACUUGAAAACCGAAUGUGACAAAGAACAAUAGCCAUAGUGAUGUAUUAUAGACGCUUGUAAACCUUUCUAGAAGGGCUAAUUUUAACCUUAUCAUGUUUAAACAAUAUCUGAAAUAUUGAUCAUUAUAUCAGGCUCAAUGAAUAACAGUUCUAACACAGUUUUUGUCAAACCGUUCCGUCCAAGACCAAAAUGUAAUUAAAAAUUGGAAGAAUUGUCAAAUAUUUACCAUGCAUGUAUGAAAUCUCGACUUAUUUUGUCUCAUACU
Molecule: messenger RNA, 2984 nt
Organism: Paramuricea clavata
Lineage: Eukaryota; Metazoa; Cnidaria; Anthozoa; Malacalcyonacea; Plexauridae
Source: the annotation of a GenBank genome assembly